Molecule: messenger RNA, 1806 nt
Organism: Trifolium pratense (red clover)
Lineage: Eukaryota; Viridiplantae; Streptophyta; Magnoliopsida; Fabales; Fabaceae
Product: ribosomal lysine N-methyltransferase 3
Exons: 5
Coding region: 70-1596 (508 amino acids)
Biological process (GO): peptidyl-lysine monomethylation
Cellular component (GO): nucleus
Molecular function (GO): protein-lysine N-methyltransferase activity; protein binding
Source: RefSeq, a predicted model, not a curated record
AGCUACUUCCCAACUCUCUCUCUCUCUCUCUCUCUCUCUCUCUCUCUCUCUCUCUCUCUCUCUCCGCAAAUGGCCACCACCAGGCGUUUGAGGGUAUUUAAGCGAUGGAUGAAGUCUAAUGGAUUCGAAUGGAGCGAUGCAUUGGAGUUUGUAGACACCCCAGAAGAAGGAAUAGCUGUUAGAGCUUUGUGUCAAAUGAAUGAAGGUGAGGUGGUUGCUAAAAUGCCAAAGGAAGCUUGUCUUACAAUCAAUACUAGUGGUGCAUGUGAGAUCAUUGAAAAUGCUUGUUUGGGUGGUUAUCUGGGUCUAGCUGUUGCUAUUAUGUAUGAGAGAAGCUUAGGUGGAGAUUCUCCUUGGGCUGGUUAUCUUCAGCUUUUGCCUCAACAGGAAUGUUUGCCUUUGGUUUGGACUCUUGAUGAAGUUAACCAGCUUUUGUGUGGUACUGAGCUUCAUCAGACAGUGCAAGAAGACAAAACUCUUGUAUAUGAGGACUGGCAAGAGAAUAUUCUACCCCUGUUGGAAUCAGAACCUUCAAAGCUUAACCCGGCAUUCUUUGGUGUGGAACAAUACUUUGCAGCCAAAAGUCUUAUUUCUUCGCGAUCUUUCGAGAUAGAUGAUUACCAUGGUUUUGGCAUGGUUCCCCUGGCAGAUCUAUUCAAUCAUAAAACGGGUGCGGAAGAUGUGCAUUUCACUGCUUUGUCUUCUCAUGAUGAAUCUGAUAAUGAAUCUGACAAUGAUGAUGUUGUUGAUGGUUUUGAUGAGGGCAUUGUUGAUGAAGAAGCAUUGGCUCAAAAUGGCGCUAUAGACAAGACUGAGAACGGUGUUGUUAGCGACAUGGAGUGUUCAUCAGUUACUGAGGAUGAUACUUCAAUGCUGGAGAUGGUUAUGAUAAAAGAUGUCAGCAGUGGAGUUGAGGUAUUUAAUACUUACGGCAUAUUGGGCAAUGCGGCUUUGCUUCAUAGAUAUGGAUUUACUGAGCAAGAUAACACCUAUGAUAUCGUGAACAUUGAUUUGGAACUAGUACUUCAAUGGUGUUCUUCUUUGUUCUCUGACCGCCACAGCCGAUCAAGAAUCUCCCUUUGGAGAAGGUUAGGCUAUUCCAGUGACAGCGAAAACUCUGAAUAUUUCGAGAUAUCAUUUGAUGGAGAACCACAGAUUGAACUACUCAUUUUAUUAUACAUCAUAUUUUUAACAGAUGAUGUUUACCAUAAAUUAGACUUAUCAGUAGCAAUUGCUGGGAACUGUCAUGAAUCCAGUGAAAAAACCACAUUUUUGAAUGGUGAUGAUAUCUUUUUCAAAAAGGCAUCUGAUAUGAGCAAGAAAACUUUGCUGACAAAAGAAGUUUGUGAUGCUUUGUUGUCACUGUCUGAUAUAAGGGAGAGUCUCUAUGGUUCAAAAUCAAUUGAAGAUGAUAUUGAGGCAUUGGAAAGGUGUAGUUUUGUUAGAGAUAGAAAGCUGUAUCACUCUUUGGUUCUGCGUAUCAGUGAAAGGAAGAUCAUUCAAAAACUCAGAAAUUAUGCUUCAAAGUCAUGUAAGAUUACUAACCCUAUUUCUGCCGGGAAGAAGUCGAAAAAGACAACAAAGAGGAAGCGUUAAUUUUUAAUUUAUUUUUUGUUUUCAUGAGAUGCUGUAACAUUUAUGAUUUAUUUAUAUAUUGCUUCAUUGAUUCAUUGGCCUAUGCAAAGGAACCAAGCUGAAUCAGAUGUUACCAUUUGGAUUUUGAUCUUUACAUUCUUGGAUGCCCUUAUUUCAUAUACUUUAUUCUUGUACUUCAUAAUAAUGAUGAAGUGAAAUGAUUUUGUUCUA